Molecule: messenger RNA, 342 nt
Organism: Penicillium olsonii
Lineage: Eukaryota; Fungi; Ascomycota; Eurotiomycetes; Eurotiales; Aspergillaceae
Source: the annotation of a GenBank genome assembly
AUGAUUGCCCGGCCAUUGUCGCACGCCCUUCGGGCGCGCAGCCUCCGCACGCCACAGACCACCCGUGCCUUCACAACCCGACCCAGUCUCCGUGCUGCUGACCACGGCGACCCCUAUGAUCCCCCAACUGGCUGGCUGUUCGGUGUCAAGCCCGGCCAGAAGUACGAGAAGGAAGGCUGGGAGAACAUCUGGUACUAUGGCUUCAUUGGAAGCUUCUUGGUUGCUGGAGUCGCAUAUGUCUUCAAGCCCGACACUUCUAUACAAACAUGGGCUCUUGAAGAAGCCCGCCGGAGACUGGAGGCCGAGGGUAUUCUUGAGGACCCCUCCAAGGUUAAGAAAUAA